AUGGACAAAAAGUACAUGACUUUCCAACCCUCCGUCGUGGAGAGGGCGGGCAUCUCGAUAUUCCACUUCAUCAACAAGUACGUUCCUUGGUUCAAGCUUCCCACUAUCAUUGGAGCCUUCAACCUCGCCUUCCUACGUAUUGAGCUUCGAGGCUAUAACCUUCACGACGGCUAUGCAGAUGCAUCUUACCAGGGCAACGAGGACAGUGAGCCGUUGAAGGACGACCGUUACUUGACCGCUCGCCACUCUGAUGGAAAGUUCAAUGAGCUCAAGAUGCCGCGCAUGGGCUGCACGGGAAUGCGUUUUGGUCGAAACUUUCCCCGAGAGCACACACAAAAACCAACUGAAGAGGAAUUGUGGACGCCUAACCCGCGAUACAUUAGUGAGCAGUUCAUGGCUCGCAAGGAGGGCGAUUUCAAGCCCGCAACCACGCUCAACCUUCUUGCUGCUGCUUGGAUCCAAUUUCAGACUCAUGAUUGGUUUAACCACGAGAUUGAUCAUGGUGGUGAAUCGUUUGACGUACCUUUGCGUAAUGGAGAUGAAUGGGAGGGUCACAUGAUGCUUCCCAAGACCAAGCCAGAUGCCACGCUGCAUCCGUCCGACUUGAAAUGCCCUGGUUACAAGAACAUCAACACAGCAUGGUGGGACGGAUCACAGAUAUACGGGUCCAACGAGGAGCUGACAAACAUGUUGCGAAAUGAUCUUCCCGAUGGAAAGCUGCGUCUGAAUGCGAACAGCACUGGUGCCUUCAUCCCUCGUGGUGAAGACGGAAACCCUCUCACAGGCUUCAACGACAACUGGUGGGUCGGUAUGGAGAUGUUGCACACGUUGUUUGCCCUGGAACACAAUUCUCUUUGCGAUAUGUUCAAGAAGGAGUAUCCAGAUUGGACUGGUGACCAAAUUUUUGACAAGGCCCGGCUGGUAAACAGCGCCUUAAUGGCCAAGAUUCACACGGUCGAGUGGACGCCGGCCAUCCUCGCCCACCCCAUCUUGGAGUUUGGAAUGAAUACCAACUGGUGGGGGGUCGUGGGAGAGAAACUCACUAGGCUCCUCGGCAGAGUCUCCAAGGACAGCGAGAUCAUCUCGGGCAUCCCAGGCUCAGGGGUUGAUCAUGACAGGAUCCCCUACAGUCUGACCGAGGAGUUCGUGUCGGUGUACCGAAUGCACUCUCUGGUGCCUGACAAGAUCGCUUUCUUCGAGGCCAAGGAGGGCAAGCACCAAGCAACGAUACCUAUUGUGAAUCUGACCUUCAAGGAUGCACAGAAGCCGCUGGACCAAGGACUCUCGUUUGGUGACCUGUUUUACUCCUUUGGUAUAAACUAUCCCGGAGCCAUCACCAACAAUAACUACCCCAACUUCCUGCGAGACCUGCACACCCCCGAGGGUCUCCACCGGGAUAUGGGAACCGUAGACAUCCUGCGAGAUCGCGAGCGAGGCGUCCCUCGGUAUUGUGCCUUCCGCCGCAUGCUUCGCAUGAAGGUACCGGCAACGUUUGAGGAACUCACAGGCGGUAAUAAAGAGCUUGCUGCGAGGCUCUCGGAGGCGUACAAUGGGAAGCUUAAGGCCGUGGAUGUCCUGGUCGGUUCCCACAGCGAGCCAUUGAUCCCCGGCUUUGGCUUCAGCGAAACAGCUUUCCGCAUCUUCAUCGUCAUGGCAUCGCGUCGUCUUACGAGUGACCGAUUCAUCGCCGGACAGUGGAACAAGGCGACAUACACCAAGCAAGGUCUGCAUUGGGUGCAGUGCUCGACAAUGAAGGACGUCCUGAUUAGACACUUCCCGGGGCUGGGAGAGACACUAAAACAUAGUAAGAAUGCGUUUGCGCCAUGGGUGAAGAAGGAGGGGUCGAAGGGGUAUGAUGGGAUAGAGACGAAUGCGAAGUAG
This is a messenger RNA of Beauveria bassiana ARSEF 2860, 1881 nucleotides long. Its product is annotated as feebly protein. The record is from RefSeq and is a predicted model, not a curated record. The transcript is spliced from 4 exons. Gene Ontology annotation, molecular function: heme binding; peroxidase activity; oxidoreductase activity, acting on single donors with incorporation of molecular oxygen, incorporation of two atoms of oxygen. Gene Ontology annotation, biological process: response to oxidative stress. Lineage: Eukaryota; Fungi; Ascomycota; Sordariomycetes; Hypocreales; Cordycipitaceae. The coding region runs from base 1 to 1881 and encodes 626 amino acids.